Arachis duranensis is the source of this 492-nucleotide messenger RNA. RefSeq lists its product as uncharacterized. Lineage: Eukaryota; Viridiplantae; Streptophyta; Magnoliopsida; Fabales; Fabaceae. The record is from RefSeq and is a predicted model, not a curated record. The coding region runs from base 1 to 492 and encodes 163 amino acids. The transcript has a single exon.
AUGCUCACUAAAGAGUGUAGUGCAUUAAUCCAAAAAGGGCUUCCACCAAAACUCAAGGACCCUGGGAGCUUCUUCUUACCUUGCACCAUUGGAAAUAUAACCAUUGAUAAGGCACUGUGUGACUUAGGAGCCAGCAUCAAUCUAAUGCCCUAUUCUAUGAUGAGAAGGCUAUGUAUAGAGGAAGUAAAGCCUACACAUAUAUCACUGGAGCUUGUGAAUAAAUCAUUGGUAUUUCCCAAAGGGGUGAUUGAAAACCUUUUGGUCAAGGUGGAUAAGUUCAUAUUCCAAGCAGACUUUGUGAUCUUGGAUCUAGAUGAGGAAGGAGGUGAUUCCAUUAUACUGGGAAGACCGUUCCUGGCUACAGCAAGGGCCAUCAUAGAUAUUGAACAAGGAGAAUUAACUUUGAGGGUAAAUGAUGAGAAGAUCACCUUGAACGUCUUCCAAGAAGCCCAGCAUACUGUUGAGGAGAAGAGUUGCAUAAGAGUUGAAUAA